AUAAUUUUGUUUCACAAUUUUUAACAUUUCACAAUUGUUUUCUAAAGAAAAAAAAAUCCUUAACGUUCAAACAAUACUUAACAGUCAAGCGUUUCCGCGCUAGCGCGAAGAUUGCUUCGAAACAGCCGAUGCUGUGUUUCGGCAUCGACGCGUUACGCAUGUGCGUCAUUUCGAAUGCGCUCUAUGCAUAAACCGUAUCCUCUAACCCAUCCGUCGUUUGAAAAUUGCAUAACUCGCGCGACGUGCCUAUUCCCUUUGAGCGAGGCCGCGCGUUUCGGAAUUUCGCGGUAUUCCUCACUCCAUCCCACACUUCACCCCUUGCAAUCACCCAUCCUUCAUCCACCGUUGCAACGUUGCAUCAUUCGACGAGUAUUGUCGCGAGGAACGGGACGCGCGACUGGUGACGAUUCUCUCGACCUCGAUUAUCUCGAUCUCGAUUAUCUGCUCCUCGAGUUUCUCGAAACUCAUUACACGAAUACGAAUGCGUGACGAACGGGGAAAAUGCAGAAACGGAUGCGGACAUGAUGCGGUGCAUCGGCGGCGGGUGGUGAAGGUCAGUGGCGCAGGCGUGAUGACGAGAGUCGAUAGGUGUCGAUAAGAGGCGCGCACACGUAGCUAGCGGGCCGCUCGCCCGCUCGUACUUGUUAGUAUAACCUCCAAAGUUCGGCGCUGGGCACAUUCGAGUCGAUUGCACGGCCGUCGUCGCCGCACACGGCGAUGUGACGUGACGUGACGUGACGUGACGGGACGCGACGCCGCAACGUGACGCGUGCCGCCGACACGUGCCGUGGUCUGGAAAAGGUGCGGGCUGGUGCUCUCCUCGCGCUCUUGACAAUCUGUAGGGCGAUCAGGUGGAGGACGCGGAAGUAUAUGGACUAUCGGAAAACACUGCUCGUCCAUACGAAAGAUGGGUCAUGGGUCGAGCCGUUCCGCUUCCUCGGCAAAUAUCCUCUCCUCAAAGGAGAUUAUGCUGGUGGAGAACCUGUUUAAGUCCAUGUCUCGCAGCUCGGGUUCCAUCAAGCGCGAGGACAUAUUCAAGCAUUGGUCGAUGCAUCUGGAUGACAUGUUGCUGCAGUUCGUACUGCGAUUCCUCUGUCAUGAACCAGGGAAGAAGGUUUCCGCUAUCAACGGCGAGAACUUUGGUCGGUUGUACGUAUUCGCCGUGCGUGGCAGUGCCGAAGAACGCACCAGUCUGGUAUUCGACGGUUUUUGCGAGGAAGAGCAGAAGUACGAGAUACCCACCGUUACGUUCCUUCAGUACAUUCAAGCAACGAUCAACUCUUACUUGCGAUUGCAGAAGAACUCCGGCAACGCGCAUUACCUCACCUGGAGCAAUAUUGGCUGCACGGUCAACACCAGCCGCAUAGGGAUGCGUUCGCGCAGCCUCUGCGAGGACCUUGUCAAGUACGGGGAUGUGUUGACCGUCGAUCAAGUGGAGAAUUGGUUCACGAGUGCCGCCACGUUCAAGAGCAUUCAGUCACAUGUUUUCCAGUAUCUCUACCUAGUUUCUCAGAAGAAGGGCAGCGACAAGAACACGAGCGCGCGAAUAAACGAGCUGAACCUGCUGCCGUUGUGCAUGGGUUUGGAGAACAUACCGCAUUUCCCGAGUAUACUAGGCUUAGGAGACGUUCUGUUCCUGAAUCUGAGUCUGCCGCACGAGCUCCGUAACGAAUGGAGAUUUCUGUUCUCCAGUCAAGUGCACGGCGAAUCGUUCUCCACCAUGCUGGGGAGGAUCGCGAUGCAAGGCGCGACGAUAAUCAUACUCCAGGAUAUGGACGAUCACGUGUUCGGCGGCUUUGCCUCCGACAGCUGGAAGCUGGGACCGAAUUUCAUAGGGAAUCAAGCGUCGUUUCUGUUCAAGCUCGAGCCGGAUAUACUGACGUUCCCGUCGACAAAUUACAAUAAUCAUUAUCAGUAUCUCAAUCUCCAUCAGCAAACGAUGCCUAACGGCUUGCUCAUGGGAGGUCAGCUUAAUUAUCCUGGCCUCUGGCUGGACUGCGAAUACGGCACCGGCAAGUCGAGCAUGUCGUGCACGACCUUCCAGAAUUACGUACAACUUAGCGGUAAGGAAGACUUCAAAAUCAAACACUGCGAGGUGUGGGGCGUCGGCCCGGUGCCGGACACAGAGGAGAACGUCCGCGAGAUGAAGUCCGUACUGGAUCAAGAUCCGACAUCGAAGGUGAUGCUAGAACUGGCUGGUCGUAAGUUACACAGCGAGGGACUUCGCGAGGAACAGGAGUAAUUGUGAUACGAAAUUUAGAGAUUUUUAUGGAAGCUCUCGAGCAGAGAGGAAAUGCUAAGAAUGUUUGCAGAUAUUUAAGAUUAAACAAACGAUCGACCUUGUGAAUUAAAUAUGUGUAAAAUCUGUUAUCGAUUCUGACGAUUACAAUGGAACAUGCGGGUAUGAGAAAAAUAUUUAGAGAACUCAUGGUGAUUACGUAAGUUAUGACACGAAAGAAUCCUCUUGUUUUACACGAGCGCAUAAUGCCGGUGGCAGUCAUAGCGCAUCAAUGGAAACGAAUUACACUACGAAACUUGCGCGAUGAUUCGCGUCAGCAAAACCCUGUCUACCUGUACAUACGAGCGAUCUCUUCCGUGUUUUUUCUACAAACUUACGUGAAAUUAUUUAUUUGUAAUUAUUUAUCUAAAUAUAUUAUUAGGACUUUUGUCCCCCUUUAUAUAACGGCCUGACAUCUCUCGAUUUUCACGAUUGUUCUUUCGGUCAUCCGAUUAUACUUAUGUGACUUUAUUCUCUAUAAAUAUGCAUGUAUUUAUGAAUUCAGCGCUAUGAUAUUAAAGAAUAUCAUCACGCUAAUCGUUGCGUGGCCUGAAUGCCUAUUGUCUAGUGCCUGACAAGACGUUAUGAUUGUUAAUUUAUCGUUUUCCACAUAUGUUGAUUAUUUAUAAACGAAUAACCGUGUGCCAUACGAAUUGCUCUUGUUAACUAAGACUGUAUAAUUGUAUUGUCGUGUGAGAAAUACAUAACAAACAAAUAUCACGCAAACACACUGACCGUUUGCCAACUAUAAAGUCAAAGAAAUCACACCGCACUGUAUUAUAAAAUCUGUUAAAAGAGUUCAAUAAAAACGAUCAAGUUCACA
Ooceraea biroi (clonal raider ant) is the source of this 3101-nucleotide messenger RNA. Its product is annotated as TLD domain-containing protein 1. Gene Ontology annotation, biological process: response to oxidative stress. Lineage: Eukaryota; Metazoa; Arthropoda; Insecta; Hymenoptera; Formicidae. Gene Ontology annotation, cellular component: nucleus. The record is from RefSeq and is a predicted model, not a curated record.